AUGAAGAAAUGUCUUUGCAGAUGGAGGGAGAGGAGCAGUGUUGAUGUGGUGGAACAGCUGUCCUGUUGUGCUUUGUGUCAGAACUUUCGGAAGAAUCUGGUCUCUGCAACCUGUGGACACUGGUUCUGCAGACAAUGUAUCAGAUCCUUCUGGGACAAGUCUGCUCCAUCAGGACCCCCUUCUUGCCCUCAAUGUGAAAAAAGAUCCAGAAUUAGAGCAGGACUGCUGAAAACCACCCAGAACUGCUAUGAGGGAGCAGAUGCUUGUCUGCAGGAGGUUCUAGAGGACCAUAAGGUCAGUCUGAGAAGGAGAUUUGAAUGUGUGGAUGAAGGAAGUGAUGGAAAGGGAAAUAGAACCCUCUUCAACAAGAUCUACACAAAUCUCUACAUCACAGAGGGACAGAGUGAAGAGGUUAAUACUCAACAUGAGGUGAAGCAGUUAGAGAGAGCUUCCAAGAUCCAGGACCUCCAUGAUUUUCCAAUUAGGUGCCAAGACAUCUUUAAAGCCUUCCAUGACCAACAUGGAGCCAUCAGAGUGGUUCUGACUAACGGCAUCGCUGGUGUUGGGAAAACCUUCUCAGUCCAGAAGUUCACUCUGGACUGGGCAGAGGGCUUGGAGAACCAAGAUGUCAGUGUGGUGGUUCUGCUUUCCUUCAGGGAGCUGAACCUGAUCAGAGAUCAGCAGCACAGUCUUCUCACGCUGCUCCAUGUUUUCCAUCCAACCCUCCAAAAGCUCCCAGCAGAGAAGCUGGCUGUCUGGAAGCUUCUCUUCAUCUUUGAUGGCCUGGAUGAAAGCAGACUUUCUCUGGACUUCAAUAACAGUCUGCUUGUUUCAGACAUCACUCAGAAGUCAUCAGUCAAUGUUUUGCUGAUGAACCUCAUCAAGGGCAACCUGCUUCCCUCGGCUCUGGUCUGGAUAACUUCCCGACCUGCAGCGGCCAAUCAGAUCCCACCUUCCUGUGUUUCCAGGGUAACAGAAGUACGAGGUUUCACUGAUGCCCAGAAGGAGGAAUACUUCAGAAGGAGGUUAAGUAAUGAAGAGAUGUCCAGCAGAAUAAUCUCCCACAUUAAGACCUCCAGGAGCCUCCACAUUAUGUGUGGAAUCCCUGUAUACUGUUGGAUCACUGGUACAGUUCUGGCAAACUUGUUUUCCACAGAGCAGAAAGGAGAGCUGCCCAAGACCAUGACUGACAUGUACUCACACUUCCUGCUGGUCCAGAACAGGAGGAAGAAGAACAAGUACCAAGAAGGACAUGAAAUGAGAUUUCCAGACCUACUGGAGACUGAAAGGGAAGUUCUUCUGAAGCUGGGGAGAGUAGCAUUGGAACAUCUGGAAAAAGGUAACAUCAUGUUCUACCAAGAAGACCUGGAGCAGUGUGGUCUUGAUGUCAAAGAGGCCUCGUUGUACUCAGGAGUUUGUACAGAGAUCUUCAAAAGAGAGAGCGUGAUCUUCCAGAAACCAGUCUACUGCUUUGUUCAUCUGAGCAUCCAGGAGUUUUUGGCUGCUGUCUACAUGCUCCACUGUUUCACCAGCAGGAACAAAGAGGUGGUGGAGAACUUCCUGGGAGGAAAAUACAAUGAAACAUCUCUGGAGGAUUUCAUGAAGAGAACCAUGGAGAAAUCCCUCGGGAGUAUAAAUGGUCACCUGGACCUGUUUUCUCGCUUCCUUCAUGGCCUCUCUGUGGAAUCCAACCAGAGACUUUUAGGAAGCCUUUUGAGUCAGAGCAAAAAUAGUCCAGAAACAAUCCAGAGAAUCAUCAACAAUCUGAAGGAGAUGAACACUGAUAUUUCCCCUGACAAAAGCAUCAACAUCUUCCACUGUCUGAUGGAGAUGAAAGAUCUCUCAGUUCAUGAAGAGAUCCAACAGUUCCUGAAAUCAGAGAAAAGAUCAGAAAAUGAGCUCUCUUUGUUCCAGUGCUCAGCUCUGGCAUACAUGCUGCAGAUGUCAGAGAAGGUUCUGGAUGAGUUGGACCUAGGAAAGUAUAACACUUCAGAAAGGGGACGGCGGAGACUUGUUCCAGUGGUGAGAAACUGCAGAAGGGCUCGACUUGUUGGUUGUUCACUUUCAAAGACUGAGUGUGAAAUUGUCGCCUCUGCGCUGAAGGCCAACCCUUGUCAUCUAACUGAACUGCACAUAUACGAAAUCUUUGGAUGGAAAACACAUGGUGACUCUAAGCUGAAGCACCUGUGUGAGAUACUGGAGAGUUCAAUGUGCAAACUUAAGAUUCUUAGAUUGGAGCCUUGGAGUUUGUCAGAGAUUAGCUGUGCUUCUCUGGGCUCAGCACUGAAGUCCAACCCUUCCCAUCUGGAAGAACUGGACCUGAGUCGGAAUAUCCUGCAAGACACACUACUGAAGGAGUUCUGUGGUUUUCUACAGACUCCCCUCUGCAAACUGCAGGCAUUGAGAAUGGAGGACUGCAGUUUGUCAGAGAUCAGCUGCGCUUCUCUGGUCUCAGCUCUGAAGUCCAACCCAUCCCAUUUGACAGAACUGGACCUCAGUGUGAACAAAGAUCUAAAAGAUUCUGGAGUGAAGCAGCUCUGUGGUUUUCUACAGAACCCCCUCUGCAAAUUACAGACAUUAAAAUUGAAGCUCUGCAGUCUGUCAGAGAUCAGCUGUGCGUCUCUGGUCUCAGCUCUACAGUCCAACCCUUCCCAUCUGACAGAACUGGAUCUGAGUGGCAACAUACAUGUGAAAGAUGCUGGGGUGAAGAAGUUUUGUAGUUUUCUACAGACUCCUCUCUGCAAACUACAGACAUUGAGGUUAGAGAACUGCAGUUUGUCAGAGAUCAGCUGUACUUCUCUGGCAUCAGCUCUGAAAUCAAACCCCUCCCAUCUGACUGAACUGGACCUGACGAAGAACAACCUGAAGGGAUCCGAUGUUCAACACCUGGAGAAUCUUGUAAAAAGUUCAGACUACAAACUGCAGACUCUGGGGUGGAGGUGAUGAUCUUAGUGGAGGAGAGAAGCUGAUCUGUGUCCUGAUGAUCCUCAGAGGUUGAAGCUGCAACAGUUUGAGUUUAAAGACACUCUGACUGGAUCCUGAUGAUGAACUCUGAGUUUAGAGAUUUUUUAGCUCUUUAUUUGUUCUUGGUAAGUUGAAAGUGGCAUUUUUAUUCAGGGAACUCCAAGUUGCUUUUCCCUUUACUCUCCCAGUUAGUGUGUCUCCCAGUUAGUGAUAUUUUGUCUUUGAGGCCUUUUGCUCUGAAACUGAAGGAAAUGUUACCAACAAUAUGAAAUAAAGCUUUGUUUAAAAGUUUUCAGCCUGCUCCAAGUUUUUAAUGCUUCUGAUACUGUUUCAGAUGUUUUCUGCAAAGUCAGCACAAGUCAUCUGUUCUGUUGAUCUAAACACCUCAGUAAAAAAAAUAUUGUUUCUUCAAUCAGAGGAUAAAGGUUGUUUUUUGUUUCCCAUG
Messenger RNA from Cyprinodon variegatus (sheepshead minnow), 3409 nucleotides. Its product is annotated as NACHT, LRR and PYD domains-containing protein 12-like. The record is from RefSeq and is a predicted model, not a curated record. The transcript has 9 exons. NCBI's taxonomy places the organism in Eukaryota, Metazoa, Chordata, Actinopteri, Cyprinodontiformes, Cyprinodontidae. The coding region runs from base 1 to 2943 and encodes 980 amino acids. Gene Ontology annotation, molecular function: metal ion binding; protein binding.